GUGCAAUCAUUCUAUGGAAGUUUGUCCCGCCCUCCACUGAAAAAAAGGGAGCGAGGGCGCUUUCAGCCUCCCCAAGUCGGAGUCAGGGCAUAAACUUUACGCACAAGUUUCUUUUAGGAGCACACCAGCAGCGCAACAUCAGAGACGCAAGGCUAAAAGGCACAAAAUUCUUUCUCCUCUAGGACCAAGUCUAGCCUGAAGAGACACUUUCUUUGGAAUCAUUUUUUAUACUUUCUUUAUGCAAAAUGAACAUUCAGAGGGCAACCCUGUUUUUAUGUUGGAUGAUCCUGAGCAUGGACACGUGCCUAAGCCAGAAAGACUGCACAGGGGUGGACUGUCCAUCAGUUCUGCCGAACUGCAUCGAAUCAGUUUUAGAGAAAGGUGCUUGCUGUCCCGCCUGUAUACAAAGGGGCUGCACGUGUGAGGGUUACCAGUACUACGACUGCAUCCAAGCAGGCUUCCAGAAAGGGAAAGUCCCAGAGGGCGAAUCUUACUUUGUGGAUUUUGGAAGCACUGAAUGCUCCUGUCCCCAGGGAGGAGGGAAGAUAAGCUGUCAUUUUAUUCCAUGCCCUGAAAUUCCAGCCAACUGCAUUGAUAUUUUACAACCUGCAGAUGGUUGUCUUCAGUGUGGGCGAAUUGGCUGUACCCAUGGCAACAAGAAAUACGAAGCUGGACACUCCUUUCAAAUGGACCAGUGCAGGGUUUGCCACUGUCCAAAUGAAGGUGGAAAGUUAAUGUGUUCACCUAUCCCCGGUUGUGAUCUUCGUAGUCCUAAUAAGCCAAUGUGGGUCACAACCACUGAGAACAACAACCCUUUGAGAGACGUGAGCAGUCACCAUGACAGCCGACCAUUGAAUCCCGUAGAAGGAUUUUCCAAGCUGGCGCUGAGAAACACUCUACCACUGUAUAAGCAGGACCCACCCAGUUUUGGCACAGAGGAUUAUGACUAUACACUAGCAGGGCCGACAUCUUCCACCAUCCAAGAUCUGGCCCAACCACUGGAAUCCACUACAGUACCACCAGCUUACCCAGAGUCAAGCUCCACUUCCUUAAGCUCCCAUGAUGACAGGAGACCUGAGCCGAGGGAGACACAAAAAAUCCCUCAUCCAGAGAGGAGCGGAGAGGCUGAGGUUAUACAUAACAUGGAUCCAACCACUAUGGGGACUCAUAGUGCAACAUCAACAUCGCUAACAACCACACAGAGAGUGACCACAGAGAACCAAAAGCCACAACAGGAAACAGGUGAAAGGACCAUUAGACAUAACAAUGACAGAAACAGAGUGGUACAAGACACUUUAAAAGACACAACAUUGACCUCCCGUGCAAACAAGGGGACAAGGCACCAUCAUAAACAUGGUCAUGGCAGUCACACAGGUAGUCAUGCCGGCCCCCGUUCUGUUGGCCAUAAGGAACAAGAAAAAGUUUCGGCGGAGCGCAGGCAGCCACUCGGUAAAGAAGACCAAAGCUCAUAUCCCACAAUACAGUUCAGUCCCACCAGCAGAGCUCCAGUCAGGAUGAGGGAGGAUGGAGAGCAGCCUCAAAGGCAAUCCCAAACCCUUUACAACUACCAGGCUCAGGAUGUGGACGGAGACAUGGAGGUGUCUGCCAAGGAGCUGGUGAAGGCCUGCUGUGAGACAGGGGAGAAAUGGGCUUCAGUUAAUGGUCACUGCAACAACAUGGAGCCACCCACAAAAGAUAGGCACUCCAUCUGCUGGACUGCCCAACAACAGUGCUGUCGCGGUUCCCUGGGAGAAAGCCGGUGUUUGUCUGGAAUUAAUGCAGCCAAAGCGGGAAAUAUGUGUCAAGAGAAUGCCAGCGAUAAAUGUGGGAUUGAUUACUACAAGGAGUGCUGUGACUGCUGCUCACUCGGACUGCAGUUCCGCAGUGAGGGGCAUCGCUGCGAAGCCCACCAGUACCUAGGCUUUCACUGCAGACACGUUUUUCUAACCUGCUGCGAGGGGGAGGACGGCAGAGACGACUGGCACUCUGUCAGAGAGAGGCCGGCUCUCACCCCAACUGCACCACCUAAAAGAGUAUCUGACAGCCUGUACCCUAAAGAGGCCUUCUCCAUUGGUGAGGAGCGGGAUGGGGAAAAUGCAGUGGAGGGUCCUGUUGAGGUGGAGGACAUGGAUGAGUGCCUGAUAUAUGAGGGCAACAUCUGCCACCACCGAUGUAUCAACACGCCAGGCUCCUUCCGGUGUGAGUGCUUCCCUGGAUACGUGAUGCAAGAGGAUGGUUUCACUUGUGCGCAAGAGACGGUGGAUGUGGAGAACAGACUGAUGGAGGGUGACAGAGCAGGAGUGGAGCCCACUUCACCGCAUCCGCCUCCCACCCAUGCCCCCGUCCCACUCAACCCCUGUGAAGGAAACGGCCCAUGUGCGCAACACUGCACCUCAGUGGGGGGAAGGCCACAGUGCUCCUGUCACCCAGGAUUCUCCCUCAUGGCUGAUGGACACUCCUGUGAGGAUGUAAAUGAGUGUUUGUCCGCACGUGCCUGCCAGUUUAACGAGCGCUGCGUGAAUACUGCAGGGAGUUAUGACUGUCAGAGACUGAUCACCUGUCCCCCGGGUCACCAGAUCAACAACGACAUUUGUGAAGAUAUCAAUGAGUGUGUGCAGCAGACCCAUAACUGUGGAGUCGGCUUCGAGUGUGUGAAUACCAACGGCUCAUUCAGGUGCAACCCUAAACCUCGAUGUCCUGUGGGCUACAGCCAGGAUGCACAGGGCAACUGUAUAGACAUUGAUGAGUGUGGUGCUUUGACCCAGCCUUGUAGCCUGGGAUUUAACUGCAUCAACACAGUGGGAUCGUACACAUGCCAGAGGAAGUUAAUAUGUAGCCAUGGCUAUCACACCAGUCCUGAUGGAUCCAGAUGUAUCGAUGUGGAUGAAUGUCAGAGCGGUCUACAUCGAUGUGGAGAGGGCCAGCUGUGCCACAAUCUGCCUGGAUCCUAUCGUUGUGAAUGCCAGACAGGCUAUCAAUAUGACUCAUUCAGGAGGAUGUGUGUAGAUGUAAAUGAGUGCUGGCGCUACCCAGGCCGCCUGUGUGCCCAGACCUGUGAGAACACCCCAGGCUCCUAUGAAUGCUUGUGUACCUCUGGCUUCCGUUUAUCCGGCGAUGGCAAGAAUUGUGAAGAUGUGAAUGAGUGCUUGGCCAGCCCAUGCAGUCAGGAGUGUGCCAAUAUCUAUGGUUCCUACCAGUGCUACUGCAGACAGGGCUACUACCUCAGGGAGGAUGGGCACACCUGCGAAGACAUUGACGAGUGUUCCCAGAGCAUCGGCCAUCUGUGUACCUAUAAGUGUGUGAACGUUCCUGGCAGUUACCAGUGUGCCUGUCCUGAAUAUGGAUACACCAUGUCUCCAAAUGGACGCUCUUGCAGAGAUAUUGAUGAGUGCGCCACAGGGGCUCAUAACUGCUCUCUAGCUGAGACCUGCUACAACAUCCAAGGAGGGUACCGCUGCCUUUCCCUUGACUGUCCACCAAACUACCGCAAAGUUUCCGACACACGCUGUGAGCGAAUCAGCUGUCCCAACUACCUGGAGUGUCAAAACUCUCCUCUGAGAAUCACCUACUACUACCUCAGCUUCCAGUCCAACAUUGUCAUCCCUGCUCAGAUCUUUCGCAUCGGACCCUCCCCUGCCUACUCUGGAGACAACGUUAUCGUCAGCAUCACGCAGGGAAAUGAGGAAAACUACUUCAGCACCCGGAAGCUAAACGCCUACACAGGUGCUGUGUACUUGCAUCGACAGGUCGAGGGUCCAAAAGAUUUCUUAAUUAACGUGGAGAUGAAGCUUUGGAGACAGGGGACGUUUACCACUUUCCACGCCAAGAUCUACGUCUUCAUCACAGCCAACUCACUCUAACUGUUAGAGAUGUGCUAUGGCCACUAUGGACCUUAAUUCAGUUCCUGAGGACUUUUCAUAUCACUAUUUAACACAAUGUCAUAAAAUAUACCACUGUCUGUCAUGAUUGGUUUGAGUAGUUAAUCUUGCUUGUGUCCAGUUGAAGUUCAUAUUAAAACAUUGCUGUAAGAGUAGUAGUGCUGUAGGAGAGAAACACUGCAUUUGCAUGAAAAUCUUGUAAUGUCAAAUUAUCUUUUAUUUCUCACUUAAAUUGCUAAUACACAGUACAUGUUGUUAAUUUUCCAGGGCUCAUAAACCCACAAAGAACACAUUCCAUAUUUUCAAUUCACAAUAUUACAUUUGGAGAAAUACUAAAUAUUUAUUAUACCAGCAGAAUGAAACAGUUAGCCAUUGGUUUGAUUAUCCUAACCAGAUGUGAGUAAACUCUGUCCACUUCUUUUUUCCCUGUACUUUUUCCCAGUUUUCUGUUUUCUGAUGAUAACGUGUCAUUUGAUAACACUGUGGUAAAGGCUGAAACUGUUUUGUAAGAGUCACCACUACACUGCCUAAUCAACUAUGUUUCCUUCUUUUCUUGGAACCUGUGCUGCUGUUUUUGUUUUUCGUCUUUGAAGUAUUUUAUAUUAUAAAAUUUUAUAUUACUCUAUAUUGUGUAUUUUUGUAUCAGGCACAACAUGGAUGGAUGUAUCAUAUUUUUUAUGCUAGAUUCACAAACUGCAAAGUAUUUUAGUAAAAUAUAUUAAAAAA
This is a messenger RNA of Larimichthys crocea (large yellow croaker), 4604 nucleotides long. Its product is annotated as fibulin-2. The transcript has 17 exons. Lineage: Eukaryota; Metazoa; Chordata; Actinopteri; Sciaenidae. The record is from RefSeq and is a predicted model, not a curated record. Gene Ontology annotation, cellular component: extracellular region. The coding region runs from base 246 to 3860 and encodes 1204 amino acids. Gene Ontology annotation, molecular function: calcium ion binding.